CGAACGUGAAUACCCGUUGGCCUUCUCCAGCCGACAUAAACGGAUCGUUCGACUGGAUUUCAGAGCACAGCCCAUUCUGAACAAAGCGAAGACCGAAGGAGAAAAAACAGCCAUGGACUCGAAGCUCACACUGACUGUGGCAGCAACACUAGCGUUCAUUUCAUUCGUGUUGGGUCUUUUAUACCCAGGCAGUCUCAAUCCCUUUGCGCCGCGUGCUAUACCGGGGUCCCACGACCAGCUCCACGCGGCAGAGAUUAUCCAACUGACCGGAGCGGUGGGACCGGAGAGCCUCGCGUUCGAUCCUAAUGGAGAAGGCCCCUACACCGGCGUGGCGGAUGGCCGGAUCCUCAAAUGGCAAGGCGAUGUCCGUGGUUGGACUGAUUUUGCUUUCACCACUUCUGCAAGGAAGGAGUGUUUUCGUCCAUUUGCACCAGAACUGGAGCAUUUAUGUGGGAGACCUUUAGGGUUACGGUUUGAAAAGAAAACGGGAAAUCUCUAUAUUGCUGAUGCCUACUUGGGUCUUCAAGUAAUAGGGCCUGCUGGUGGUUUGGCCACUCAAGUUGUCACAGAAGCUGAAGGUCAACCCCUUCUCUUCACCAACGAUAUGGAUAUUGAUGAGCAUGAAGAUGUGAUUUAUUUCACAGAUACAAGCAGAAGUUUCCAGAGAAGGCAAUUCAUGGCAUCAAUCUUGAGUGGAGACAAGACAGGCAGGUUACUCAAAUACGAUAAAUCAGGCAAAGGACUAACAGUCUUACUAAAAGGCCUUGCUUUUGCCAAUGGAGUAGCAUUGAGCAAUGACACCUCGUUUGUGCUAGUAGCUGAAACCACUACUUGCCGUAUCCUUAGGCUUUGGCUUCAUGGUCCUAAUGCUGGAAAUGUAGAUGUUUUUGCUGAGCUUCCAGGAUUCCCGGACAAUGUAAGACGAAAUUCAAGAGGGGAGUUCUGGGUUGCCUUGCAUGCAAAAAAAGGGCUUUUUGCAAGCUGGAUUCUGUCUAAUUCAUGGGUCGGAAAAACACUGCUAAAGCUUCCACUCAGCUUCAAGCAGCUGCACUCACUGUUAAUCGGAGGAAAGGCCCAUGCUGCUGCUAUAAAAUUAAGUGAGGAGGGAAAAUUUUUGGAAGUUUUAGAAGACAGUGAAGGAAAGACUGUAAGGUUUGUUAGUGAAGUGGAAGAGAAAGAUGGGAAGCUUUGGAUUGGAUCGGUCCUGACGCCUUUUCUAGGCGUUUAUAAUAUGUAACCGCAUUAUGCGGCCCCUUGAGAAGACCGAGUCACUUAUUUAAUCUAUUUUUUACCUUUUGUAAUUAUUUUCGCAAUGUUUUA
Molecule: messenger RNA, 1320 nt
Organism: Alnus glutinosa
Lineage: Eukaryota; Viridiplantae; Streptophyta; Magnoliopsida; Fagales; Betulaceae
Product: protein STRICTOSIDINE SYNTHASE-LIKE 10
Exons: 3
Coding region: 113-1237 (374 amino acids)
Biological process (GO): biosynthetic process
Molecular function (GO): strictosidine synthase activity
Source: RefSeq, a predicted model, not a curated record